Molecule: messenger RNA, 870 nt
Organism: Cryptosporidium ubiquitum
Lineage: Eukaryota; Apicomplexa; Conoidasida; Eucoccidiorida; Cryptosporidiidae
Exons: 1
Coding region: 1-870 (289 amino acids)
Source: RefSeq, a predicted model, not a curated record
AUGAAUAAAACAACUUAUUCUGAUAAUCUUAAAGAUGCCGUAAGGAGGUGGCAUGCAAAGAGAAAGAAAGACUCAAACAAUCAAAUAAAUAUUGAAAACACUGCCUUAGAGUCAGAAAAUGUAUUUAAUACGAAAAAACAUGACAUUAGGCAUAUAUCAGUAUGGAACCACAAUAAUUCAGUUGAAUCAAACCAAUUAUCUCAUUCUGCAAACGAACAGAAAAGACUCAGACCGACUGUAGUUGAGAAUAACAUUAAAUACAUAUUUGAUGGACCAUUGUCUUUUGAUACUAUAAUGGCAUUAAAGAGGAAAAAAUCUAACAUUAUUUUUGGCAAUAACGGAAAAAUACUCAAUAGCAGCUCUAUUAUUGAACAUAAUGACUCCAAGUGCAAUUUAAUUCAGAGUUGUAAACAACAAAUUAGCAACCUCUCUGUAAUAGAAAACAUCAAAAACGAAAUUGAUGUUAUAUAUUCAAAGUCUAUAGACGCUAUUCAAAACUUUUCAAAGAGUAGCUCGACUUCAGAUAUAAUCAACAUAUUGGAAUACAUUCUGAACUAUUUAUCUUUCAGAAUUCAAGAAUUGUUAAGUAGCUCCAAUAAAAACAUCGACAUUAAUAUUGAAAGUUCUGAAAAGUCAUUGGGAAUGUGCAUUAAUCUUAUUCUAGAUAAAUCUAAUUCAACGGAUGAACGGUUUGACGAAACUGCACUAGAAUUCCUUGCAAAAUAUCCUAAAAUUUUUGAAUCGCUUAAAACGUUGACCAAGAUUGAGGAGUUAAAUUACGCGACACCUAACGAAAUAAACGAUUAUAUUCUCAAGUUUAAUUCACAAAUAGAAAAGAUUUAUAACUUAUUAUUAAAUAGGAGAAUUUAG